Messenger RNA from Diospyros lotus (date-plum), 3500 nucleotides. RefSeq lists its product as uncharacterized. Lineage: Eukaryota; Viridiplantae; Streptophyta; Magnoliopsida; Ericales; Ebenaceae. Bases 382 to 2943 code for a protein of 853 amino acids. Gene Ontology annotation, molecular function: protein binding. The transcript has 16 exons. The record is from RefSeq and is a predicted model, not a curated record.
GUGCUGCGCCGCCGCCGCCGCCGCCGCCUCCGCCUACGCCGGCGACAGCUCUGCUGCACCGCAUCGCUACCACCACUGCUAUACCGCCACCGCCGCCAGGAGUGCUGCUACGCUUGACCGCCACUGCUGCCGCACUGUGCAACACCGUCACGGCCCGCGACUGCCGAACGCCACCGCACCUGCUAACAGUCAAAUACAGCUUCAUCACUUGCUCAAGCUGUUCACUCGAACACUCACUCUCUCUCUCUGAUAGUUGAUCGGAUCACUCAAGAAGCUCGGCAGAGAGGACAAGGAUCUGAAACAAGUUUCUUCUAUUUCCUGCUUUAGGAGGCUUCUGCAACCAGAGAAAGCUUAUUGCCCAAACUUCUUAGAAGCAAGGUAAUGAAGCGCAAGCGUGGAUGCGAUAAAUGCAAGCCAAAAUUGGCACAUGCAGUGGGCUCAACGGACCGAUUUCUAAACACUGUGAACCCAAACGUUCAAGAUCACUCUGCUUUCUAUGAUACUGAAUUUGACUCCAGAAUAGGAACUGAAAUACGAAAACCCAACAACAAUGGAUGUGGGGAGCAAGCAGCUUAUCUGCCCAGAAAAGCUAGGAGCAUAAUGACCAGGGCAACAAGGGGGUCUUCUUCUCAUACAAAGCAAAUUGGGAAUAUGGAACUGAUGCAAGGUGGGAGUACAUUACUAAAAAAAUUGAAAGGACCUCAACUGUUUCAGGAUCCUGAAUAUAAAGAGCAAGAACUUAAAGCUGCCCUGGCGGUGAUUAGGAAAGUCAUGACAAUGGAUGCGGCUGAGCCCUUCAAUACUCCAGUGGAUCCUAUUGCUCUGGGCAUAUCUGAUUAUUUUGGUAUCAUUGAUACACCCAUGGAUUUUGGUACAAUAUGUAGCAACAUUGAAAAUGGUGUGAAGUACAAGAAUUCAAAGGACAUCUUCCAGGACGUGCAGUGCAUAUGGGAUAACUGUUCCAUGUAUAAUAAAAAAGGUCAGUAUAUUUUGGUGCUUAUGAAGAGGGUGAAGAAGAACUUCACAAAGUACUGGUCAGAAGCUGGGUUGUAUAGGGGACAACACCAGGAGAUCAAUGGACAUUCACAUGUACCUUCCAUAGAUUCUACUAUGGGGUGCAGCACACAUGGGCAUAGGAGUUCUUUGGAAACUAUGGCUGAUUACGCAGGAGAUCAGCAACAGGAUCAGAUGGAUCUGAGCCCCUCUCAUCUUUCACGGGGUUGUGUCAUGUUACAUCAGCACCAGCGUAGGCCUUGCCAGUGCCACCUGGACUCUUCCCAGCAGCAGACUUUCCAUCCACAGGCUGGUAGAGAUGGCGGUGGUGCUGGAGAUUUGCACUUAAGUCAUACUGAGGCUGCAAAAUGGAACCAACGUGGCCAUGGGUUGACCGGCCUGAGCCAAUCACAACUUCAUCAGCAUCAGCCAUCACUAAACUGCAGCCAGCCCUGUCAGACCCAACAGGGAUCUUAUCAAUGCCAGACAAGCUCUGGGCAAUCUCAGCCUCGCCUUCCUCGGGUUACAACUUAUUUUACCAUUGCAGAGGCUAUGGGAGGGCAUACUUAUAGCAAGCAUGGGUGUCCAACCUGUUUUAUGCUUGACUACCCACCCCACCUGAACCCAGUCAGGUCUGGCGUGAAUCAACCACAGCUUCAUCAGCAUCAGGCCUCAAGUUACCUCCAGGCACCUCAGACUGCGCGGAGACCAUGUCUAUUCCGGCCAAAGUUUGUUGAGCCACAGCUUCCCCAGCCACAUGUUGGAAAGAGUUUUGCUAGUACAGCACCUCCAGAGGAGUCUGUGAUGAUGAGCAAUAUACGUGAGUCUAGGUGUCCAGUGGGUCCUAUGACUGACUAUGCCAACCAUGAGCAGCAGGACCAUGCAACACCUAGCCAGAAGUUGCAGCUUUUGGGGAGCAAUAGCCUGUCACAUCAGCCUGAGCAGGGGACUUACCAGUUCCAGCUGAGCUCUAGCCAGCCCCAGCCUUCCCAUCCACAGAUUGGCACAUAUAUGGGAAGUGCAGGUUCUAGCAACAUCAAGAAGAAUACUCGUGGCCCAACUCGGUGCCUCAAGAUAUGGAAUAGGGAAGGUAAGGUAUCCGUUGCCACCAAUGAGCUUGGCCAACCUAUUGGUGUUGGGGUACCUAAACUCACCAACUUUCUCGGCACCAUAGCACGAAAUGGACAUAUUGCGCCCCUUAAUUAUGUUGAUUGGCGAGCAUUGCCAGAUGAAAACAAAGAGAUGAUGUGGCAGCAAGUUCAGGCUAAAUUUGAAAUAGAUCCAAAAAGUAGACGUUGGGUCUUGAAGUCUCUUGGAAAAAAAUGGAAGGACUGGAAGGCUCAUUUAAAGAUGUACCAUUACAAUACUCAUGAGACUGAUGAGGAAAGGCUGGCAGACUGUGAUGAGAGGGUCCUUCCGGGUCAGUGGCAGAUCCUGGUUUCAUUUUGGAACUCCAGAGCGGCAAAGGACCGGAGUAUUGCAAAUAAGGCUAGUCGUGCAAAUCAGAAGAUAACUCACAUUAGAGGGAGAAUGAGUUCUGCUAAAAUACGUGAGGAGCAGUCACAACUUCAUGAACAAGCAGCUCCACAGCAGGAGACCACCCAAAAUGGUUCUGGUGAAGAUGAUGUCUUUUCUCAGGUCAUGGAAACUGAUGGACCACCUGGCCAUAUGCAGACUUUUGGAUUGGGUCCCUCUCCCACUUCUAUGGGGAGUCCAAAACCUCUCCCUGCUGGAGCCAUGAGAAGUGUAUCCGAAGGUAAUGAAAAUGUACAGGAUAUGAUGGAAAAAAUAAUGGCCAUGGAGCAGACAUACAGGCAGAUGGCAACCCAAAUGGCUGAUAUGAUGUCAAUGAUGUCGAAUAUGCUGAGGAAUUUCCCCGGCAAGCAUGGUUCACCAUCUGAACCUUCGCAUGUUAGAGAGGUUGUAGAUGUCUCCAGCAGCUCUGAGUGAACAACACAGCUGCAAGCACAUUCGUCGUCAUUUUAUUGAGCAUUCCAUCUCAUCAGGUUAAUGAAGUCACUUUCCAUUGUUAAUGUGUUAUUAGUGUUGUUCUAUAUUGUGCAUAUCUUGCAACCGUCAGUUAUGUAAUAUAUGAGUUGCAGAGCCAUACUGUGAAGAGAAAAGAAGCAUGAUACAAGUACCUGCAACUACAAGGUUUCUGGUGAAAGGCGUUGAUGCUGAGUCGAUGUCCUUUCCAGCCAUGGCAUCAGUGUUGUACUUUGUAGUGAUCCUUUGGUGCCUUUUUCAGUCGUAAAAUUUCAAUAUGAAUAUGAUAGUUGUUUAAACAGAGGGUUGAAGAUGCUUUGUCUGAAUCUAAAUAUCGUUUGCUAGAGUAAACUGCAGGAUGAAAUGGCAUGUGGAUAUAGAACAUAUUUUGCACCUAGACUAGCAUUUUGUUCCAAGUUGUUUGGCCAAUUAUCCUGACCUUAUUGUUCUAUCCGCUAACCUCUGACUCUAAGCAGGUAGAAUCUCAUUUAUGGAUAUUGCACUAUAUAUUAGUGUGUUUA